Linnemannia hyalina is the source of this 327-nucleotide messenger RNA. NCBI's taxonomy places the organism in Eukaryota, Fungi, Mortierellomycota, Mortierellomycetes, Mortierellales, Mortierellaceae. The record is from the annotation of a GenBank genome assembly.
AUGUUUGUGGUUAACGUUCCUAAGACCAGAAACACCUACUGCAAGGGCAAGACCUGCAGAAAGCACACUGCCCACAAGGUCUCGCAGUACAAGACCGGCAAGGCUUCGCUCUUCGCUCAGGGAAAGCGUCGUUACGAUAGAAAGCAGUCCGGUUAUGGUGGUCAGACCAAGCCCGUCUUCCACAAGAAGGCCAAGACCACCAAGAAGGUCGUUCUUCGUUUGGAGUGCCAGGUCUGCAAGUACAAGCACCAGAUCGCCUUGAAGCGUUGCAAGCACUUCGAGCUCGGUGGUGACAAGAAGCAGAAGGGUCAGGCUCUUACUUUCUAA